UGAUAAACACAAUCUUAUGACUUCCAGUGACCUCUUUGAAAAAAGACUAUCUUCAACUGAUCCUGACUGAUGUUAAAACAACAAAUACUUUCUAAAUUAAAAUUGUACGUGUGAUUUUGGUAUCUUUAAUCAAGCAUUAUCACUUGAACAAGUACUUUGAUAUCUGAUUAAAAUAAUUAUACCAAAUUAUGGAUUUAAUAAGAUUUGGAAUAUUAACUGUUAGCGACAGCUGCUCCGCGAAUAAAUGCGAAGAUGUAAGUGGGCCUGAAAUAGAGAAUUGUAUCAACAACAACGAAACUGAAAUUGGAAAGAUUCUUAAAGGCACAGUGUAUUGCAAAAAUAUAGUUCCCGAUGAUGAAUGUUCAAUAAAGGCAACUCUAGUAUCUUGGUGCGACAACAAACAAGUAGAUGUUAUUCUUACAAUUGGUGGUACAGGAUUUUCCGAAAGGGAUGUCACUCCUGAAGCGACGAAACAAGUAAUUACCAAAGAAGCUCCUGGCUUGACUAUCGCAAUGUUAACUGCAAGUUUAAAAAUUACUCCAAUGGCUAUGCUAUCCAGAACUGUAUGUGGCAUACGAGACGAAACUUUAAUAAUCAAUUUACCUGGAUCGCCGAAAGGAGCAAGGGAAUGUUUAAAUGUCAUCGCAUCUGCUAUACCACAUGCAGUCGACUUAAUUAGAGACAAUAAAAAGAAAGUAAAAGACACGCAUGAAAAUGUACAAAAUAACACCAAUGCUUGUUUACACAAAUGUCAGCAGAGAACUUCGAUGUGUUCAGGAAAUGUAGUCGAUCGUUGUAGAGAAUCACCAUAUCCAAUGAUCUCUAUGAAAGAAGCCUUACGAAUGGUACACGAUUGCGUAGAAGCAUCAAGACCCAAAUCAGAAGUAGCUGUGGAAAAAGCUUAUGGUAAAAUAUUGGACUGUGAUUUGUAUUCCAAGAUUGAUUUACCACCAUUCAGAGCAUCUAUUAAAGAUGGUUAUGCAGUCUUAGCGAGCGAUGGGAAAGGCAGGAGGAAAGUUUUGAGUGGAAUAAAAGCUGGAGACACUGCCAAUACAAUUAAACUUCUGUGUGGCACAUGUGUAAGAGUCAAUACUGGUGCUCCAAUUCCAGAUGAUGCCACAGCAGUUAUACAAGUUGAAGACACCAAAUUAUUAAAAGGAACUUUGGAUAACACGGAGGAGGAAGAAAUUGAAAUUAUGACAGAAAUAAGAGAAGGACAAGACAUUAGACCUAUUGGCUGCGAUAUUAAAAAGGGAGAAUUAAUUUUAAAGGCAGGAAUAAAACUGGGAGCAGUAGAAUUAGGUCUUCUCUCUGCGUGUGGAUAUACAGAAGUAUCUGUUAUCGAUCUUCCAAAAGUUGGUGUUUUAUCUACGGGAGAUGAAUUGCAGUGUCCUGGAACACGCCUAAUGCCCGGACACGUGUACGAUAGCAACAAAAUUACUUUGUUAUCGAUAUUAAAAGAGAAUGGUUUCGAUCCUGUGGACAUGGGUAUCGCACAAGAUGAAGAGGCUGUGAUGAUAAACAUGAUCGAAAAUAGUUUAAAACAAGUCGAUGUGCUUAUAACGUCAGGCUCUGUCUCUAUGGGUGACAGAGACAUGUUGAAGCCUAUUCUGCAACACCAUUUUAAUGCUACGAUACAUUUUGGACGAGUAAACAUGAAACCUGGGAAACCAACUACUCUCGCAACGUGUUUAUAUCAAGGCAUGAAAAAAUAUUUCUUGUGCUUACCAGGCAAUCCAGUUUCUGCGACUGUCACUAUGCAUUUAUUUGCGUUACCUUUAUUGAAGAUGCUGUGCGAGGAUUAUUCGACACCUAUAAUCGUGAAGGCCAAAUUGACGACGUCUUACAAUUUGGAUCCACGUCCAGAAUAUGCAAGAGCAAUCUUAAAAUGGAACGAUGAGGAUGUUUUACCACUGGCUUAUAGCACUGGAAAUCAAAUUAGUAGUAAAUUACUCAGCUGCAAAAAUGCAAAUGCAUUGCUGAUGUUACCUGGUCGUACUAAAGAAAGAUCUGAAUUACACGAAGGAGAUGUAGUGCAAGCGAUGUUAUUGAGAUCAACAAAUUGUGCAUGAUUAAGCGAAACGGGUGCAAAUGAAAAGAAAUAUUGAUACAGUAACGUUCUAUAUUGAAUUGUUUUUUGGUUACUUUCUAUUCAAGUCACAUGAAUAUAAUAAAAACGCUUUACAUGGAUCUACCAUCUUCACACGUUUACCAUUCCUGUAACAGGAUAUUUACUAUAAUAUGCAAUGAUAUGAUAAGAUUGUCUAAUGGUUUAUAAUAUAUAUUUUUAUACACAUUAUAAUUAAUGAGAAAUUUAAAUAAAUUGUGGUAAAUAAAUGGUGUUUGAAAUAAUAUGAUUUUGUUAUGAUUAAAUACUGAUUGAUACGAUUAAGUAAAAAUUCUUUAUUGUUGUUGA
Molecule: messenger RNA, 2416 nt
Organism: Hylaeus volcanicus
Lineage: Eukaryota; Metazoa; Arthropoda; Insecta; Hymenoptera; Colletidae
Gene: cin
Product: gephyrin
Exons: 12
Coding region: 189-2072 (627 amino acids)
Biological process (GO): molybdenum incorporation into molybdenum-molybdopterin complex; establishment of synaptic specificity at neuromuscular junction; gamma-aminobutyric acid receptor clustering
Cellular component (GO): cytosol; dendrite; postsynaptic specialization
Molecular function (GO): molybdopterin molybdotransferase activity
Source: RefSeq, a predicted model, not a curated record